This is a messenger RNA of Puccinia graminis f. sp. tritici CRL 75-36-700-3, 2889 nucleotides long. RefSeq lists its product as uncharacterized. NCBI's taxonomy places the organism in Eukaryota, Fungi, Basidiomycota, Pucciniomycetes, Pucciniales, Pucciniaceae. The transcript is spliced from 9 exons. The coding region runs from base 1 to 2889 and encodes 962 amino acids. The record is from RefSeq and is a predicted model, not a curated record.
AUGGCCGUAAAGGUAUACAAGGACCGUGUUUCUGGAACGCUUGCGCAACGACUACGGAGGAUCCAAAAUGCCGAGAGAAUAGCUGCCACACGUGCCAGAUUCCUAGGUCAACAAUCAGCUCGACGUCAACGUGAAGAGCAACAACAGCAUCAAGAUCAACAGACUGCCAACGAUCAUAUGAUGGACAAUCCAUACGAGCCCAAUUACGGAGACAAUUUGGGCAGUAACGAGCACCCAAGCGCAGACCUGCUGGACGACGAUUGGAUUACUUUAGAUGAGACCAAUGACGACGACUUGGAUCGAGCAAUUGAAGCUGACAAAGAGCGGUGGCGACAAGAAGCUCAGCAAUUCAACUGGACUAGUAUCAUCGAACAACUCCACGCGGUGUACAUGGAUCUGAAAGAUCGUACAAAUAAUUGGGCUGGCCAAAAUGCUUACUCCACAUUUCUGAACUGUCGCUGUCUUCCACACACUAUGAAUAGCCGCUUGGUGGACAUGGUGGAUAUAACCCGCCAGCAUCGAAUCAAUUUCCGUUUUUGCCCUUGCACCAGUGAUGCUGUUCGUCUCCUCCAACAUGGCUUCCUACCAGCGUCCCCCAUCAGACCUCAAACUGCAUUUUCUCUCCCCCUCCUCAUAUUUCACAAUCACCUAUGGAAUAACUGCCAUGUUGGCGCUCUUCCUUUCACGACUGCCCUGACCGAGUGGCUGGAACCCCGGUCUGGAAGAUUGUUUGCACGUAAACAGAAACAUGCUCGUGAGAUGCGCAAGCCUUUCUCUGCUGCUGUUGAUCUCUACCGCUCUUUGGAAAAUAAGUCAACCGAGCUUGUCUUCAAGGUUUUGCAGUUUGAACCGCAUGAUAUCCUUGCAACUGAGAGUUGUCCGGCAUGUUUUGGACCUCGUCCCCCCAAUGCGCAAGAUUACCCUGAUUCCACUCGAGACAAACUCAUUGUGUGUCUUGAUGGCAACUUCCAACAUCGACACCAUGCCAAUGCAAGCCACGAUUACCGCCCUCUACAAACUCCACGAAUUUUCCUGAAAGCUGAUGAGUUUGAGGAUAUGAAACUUGCCAUAAGGAACAAAGAGAUUGAGCUGAGCCCCCCUACCAAGGCCGAUCGAUGUGCUGAUUCUCACAAGGCAGCUGAUGACAAACGCAACGAGGCAACUUGGAAAGGAUGUGAUGACACAGGCCUCAUGGGAUGCUGCUGUCGUCAUGAUUCAGCUAUAUACAUGGGUAAUAUCUUCAAAUCAGGCGAGCAACGGUGUCUACCCAUCGCCAUCAUUAAACGGCUUCUAUCCGAGUGUGGCGAGGAACGGAACAUUGGAAUCCUAUACGACAUAGGAUGCUCUCUUGACAAAUACAUGAGUGGACGAAACCUGCUCCAAGAACAUCGACAUCGCAUCAAGUUUGCCACUUCAGUCUUUCACGCAUACGUUCACAACUGGGUUUGUCAGCUAGAUUAUCACCCCCGUCUCAACAUUGGCUGGGGCCUCUCAGAUGGUGAAGGACUUGAACGGCUUUGGUCGUACUUGUCACCAUUGGUUAGCCCUUUGCGCUAUGCAACAAGAAACCAUCGACUGGGCUCUAUUGCCCAUCGUUUGAAACAUCACAACACCAAGGGCAUUAGGAAUUUACCUUAUUGGCUCCAAAGGAAGUAUCAGGCAGCCUUAAAGCGUCGUUCUGAAGCUCGAUCAGUUAUUUCAGGCCUACUCGAGAUGCCCAACCCACACUCAACCACGACGACAAACUACACCCAGGAAUUUUUCAUACAACAAUGGAAGGCUCAGCACGAAUUUCAGGCUAAUCACACAGAGGCUGAGGAAGAACGUCGCAUAAAGAAGCGUCUGCGUGGCCCGGAAAUAUUUUUAGCUACUGAAGAGGAGGUGAACGAUCUCCUGAAAGACAUUGCGGAGCAUUCAGAUAAAUUGCGAAAGGAGCUAGAUGAACUGACUGGCGAACAUAACAUGGGUGGUGUAGAGAGUGAUGAUGAGUCAAAAUUACUCUUACUUCUUUGGAGUGCAAAAGCAGACCUGUUUGUCCAGGCAGUACAGAUCCGAGCCGAAAAACGUCCAAUUGAUGACUCAAAAACAAUCGGAACCCACUUAGGUACAAAACUCAAAGAGAAGAUAUAUAAAGCCCUAAACGAACGACGACCUGCAGUUAAGAAGUAUAUCGAUGCCUUCAACCGAUGCUAUGCAAACUAUGUAGCAAAGUUUCCCAAUCAGAAAUUAAGUGAUGCUGCCGACUAUCCACUCACCUACGACGAUUUUAUCACAUUUGACAUGGACCAUCGAUUUUGGAAUGAUGGAUUAUACUAUCAUUGCAAAGCUCCUUGGGCUGUUGAUUGUGAUGUUCGUGCAGGUAUCACUGCAACAUUAUCACUUAGCCGAGUCCAAGAGGAAUUCCAGCUUUUGGCUCAAGAACUGUGUCAGAGUAUUGGAUGGGGAGUGUCUUACUACAAUCGACUGUCAAACUCAGUGGCUUACCUUGCAGGGCGCAUUUCUCAAUUGGAUCUUCGACAGGAGACUGGUGCAGGCGAGCUUGCCCCUGAUCACGUGGACCAAUUAACGUUGGGGAACUUUUCUCCAAAACACAAGUACAUCGUCCUCAAGAGAGAUAUUAGGCAACGCUUGGUGGCUCACGGUGCGAUGAUGGAGGAGUGGUCAGAUAAGAUUAUAUGGCUAUGGGAACGUUGCCAGCCCCUGUCAAAUCGGGGCUACAUCUCUGACUGGGAGAAGAUGAUUGUCAACAUCCAAGCUGGGAACCCAAUUGGAGCGGAAACAUCAGCGGGAGUAGAAGAAGAAAUGGAGGAAACAGUGCUUGCAGUUGAGCUUGACGAUGGUGAAGAUGCAACAGACGGGGACCUCAUGUCAGCAACAGAAACAGGAUGA